AUGGUUUACGGAUGCGGAAACCAGAUGAUAAAGUUCUUUAUGUUCAUUUGCAACUUUGCUUUAUUUUUACUUGGCGCCCUUAUCUUCUCCUUCUCUCUAUGGGCCAAUCUGGAUCAAGAAUUCACGACGAAGUUGAGUGAGGUCUUUUCAAAAGCCGGAAUCUCUUCCGAUUAUUUGGAGGAAUUGCAGCAAGUAAGCGUUUAAAAGUUUUACAUUUGCUCUGUUUUAAUUUUUUUAGUAUCAAGCAUCUCUGUGGGUGUUUGUCGCCGUCGGGGCAAUGCUUUGUUUUGUUGGCUUUUUCGGAUGUUGUGGUGCCGCUUGCGAGAGUUUGUUUUUCUUGACCAUGGUAAGUAUUGGCUUUUAAAUAUGUUGUAUUAAUCUUCGUUUCAGUUCUUCAUUGUUAUUUUGGUGCUUUUCGUAAUCGAAUUGUUUACCUUGAUCUAUCUCAAGAUAAAUAAGACCGGGUUUCUGACAGCGCUUUACUACACUUUACAAAAGAGUACCGCGACUCCGGCCCUAAGGGCACAACUUAAACCAAUCGAAACCCUUCUCAAAUGUUGCGGGGCGACCUCAGAGACGUCAUAUAUGUAUGCUGAUGAUUGCAAAUCCCUCGGUAUCUUGGAUCAGCCUGAUUGUUACUCAGUCAUCUCUUCGAAAUUGGACGGAUUCGGGAAUGUGGUGGAAAUCUGCGGAAUUAUCGUGCUCAUCAUUCAGAUGUUCUCUAUGCUCUUUUCCUGCACUCUGUCUCGAGCGAUCCGUGAGCGUAUCCCUGCUUAUUACUAA
This is a messenger RNA of Bursaphelenchus xylophilus (pine wood nematode), 783 nucleotides long. Lineage: Eukaryota; Metazoa; Nematoda; Chromadorea; Rhabditida; Aphelenchoididae. The record is from the annotation of a GenBank genome assembly.